Penaeus monodon (black tiger shrimp) is the source of this 2642-nucleotide messenger RNA. Its product is annotated as bestrophin-4-like. NCBI's taxonomy places the organism in Eukaryota, Metazoa, Arthropoda, Malacostraca, Decapoda, Penaeidae. Gene Ontology annotation, molecular function: chloride channel activity. The coding region runs from base 261 to 2339 and encodes 692 amino acids. The transcript is spliced from 12 exons. The record is from RefSeq and is a predicted model, not a curated record.
AAGGAUAACCGGCAGGCUUAAAUAAGGUGACUGUCUUGAGUUUUCCCUAGUGUCCGUCCCCCGCCAUUCAGAGCAGGACUUAAAGUGUCUCCUCAUCUACUCGUUCCGGAGGUAUCGGUAGUUAAAACUUAACCCCAGUGAAUUUGCGAAUGUAAGGGAAAUCCUGGACAGCAUACUUUAGUCAGAAAAGACGAUGAUCUCGUAAUCAGCUCGCUAGUCUUGGAGAGAAGUCAUUUUCGAGUCUUACGAAGAAAAGCAUCAUGACGGUCGCCUACACUAGUCACGUCGCUUCGAUUGGGGGAUUUAAAUAUCUGCUGUUUCGGUGGCGCGGCAGCGUUUACAAGUUGGUGUGGAAGGACCUGCUGGCGUUUCUCUUGGCUUUCUACCUUAUAAACAUUACUGAGAUUAUUGCCCUGCGGAGCAUGAGUGGCAAGGGCGAAAAUAUUCCUGGGCUUUUGGCAGCUGCGAAGGAUGUGAAUAUGAAGAAAAUUGAAAUUCGAAUGCAUUUGUUUACGUCCACUUUGAGCCUAUUUCCAUUAUUUCAGAGUGGCUAUAUCACUGUGAUUCCUGCUGGGCUUCUUGUCAGUGAUUGGUACUUUAUGAGGGUCUCGCGAUACUGCAGCAGCCACAGUUCCCUCAUCCCUCUGUCGUUCGUUCUGGGUUUCUACGUGAACUUCGUCUGCGGCCGAUGGUACAUGCAAUACCGCCUGCUGGCUAUCCCCGACAACCUGGCCAUCACGACGUCGGCACUGAUCCCCGGCUCGGACGAGCGGUCGCGCAUGCUACGCCGCACCAUCAUGCGCUACAUCAACCUGGCCUUCAUCAUCACUAUGCGCCUGUGCUCCGUGACCGUCAAGAAGCGCUUCCCGACGAGCGAGCACCUGGUGGAGGCGGGCUGCUUACUUCCACACGAGAAGGAUCUGCUCGACGAACUGGACGACAAGUCCCCCUACUGCAAGCACUGGCUGCCGCUGCUCUGGGCGAAAACAUUAGUACUGAGAGCUUACGAGGAGGGUCUGGCCACCAGCGAAAGCAGCAUCAAAUUCUUCCUGGAGGAACUGACGGUUUACAGAACCAAGAAUGGACGGUUGUUGGGCUACGAUUCUAUCCCAAUCCCACUUGUGUACACUCAGGUUGUGACCCUGGCAGUGUACAGCUUCUCCCUGGUCACUGUCAUCGGCAGCCAGACGCCCGGGCUGGAGCCGAACGACGUGGACACCUACGUGCCCGUGUUCGCCAUCCUGCAGUUCGUGUUCUACAUGGGCUGGCUUCGCGUGGCCGAGACGCUCGUCAACCCCUUCGGCGAAGACGACGACGAUUUCGAGGUCAACAGCCGCAUCGACCGCAACAUGCAGGUCUCGUGGAUUUUGGUGGACGAAGUGCAUAACUUGGUGCCGGAAACUACUCGAGACGUGUACUGGGAGGAGAAGAUACCCGUCAGGCUGCCCUACAACAUCGCCUGCGUCAAGCAAACGGCCCACGUGCCCGAGCGAGGCUCCACAGCGGACAUUCUGGUGAGCGAGGAGGAGUCUCACCUCGACCCCUUGCUCGAUAACACUGUCGAGUCCCGUCAGGGUACGCCUCGUGUGUCCAGUGUCCGUCGACUGAUCCGUCGCCUGAGUCGCCAGAGCAACCAGACGCCACAGCAGUCGCCGGCUCUCCCGUCUCGCCGCUUAUCAGUGCUCGCGAAGACGGCGCUCCACUCAGAGGACGGCAAGAAGGCUAGGCUCUCUGCUCUCUUCGAGGACAAGGUCUCGAAACACCACAAUGAUUCCCACUCUACCAAGGUCGUCCUCGACAAUCCGCUACCUCUUGAAACUCACCUUGCGUCCGGGAAUCGCCUUCUUCCUCGCCACAGCAGCUUUCGUCAUAAUCUCCACAUGAGCCAUCACUGCCAAAGGGCAAACCUCCGCUCAGAGCCGCGACACAGCAGCCUUAAUCUGCGGACUCGUUACGGGCUGCCUCGCUCCGGAUUCCUUCGCUCCAGUCAAGAUGAACCUGUGCCUUGCCCCACAGCCACUGAAGGAGGGAAUCUCGCUUCCAAGACUUCCUUAAGUUUAGCAAUUCAAGCUUCCCCAGAAGAGGACAACAAAGACGAUCCUAAACCUGUGGACGUUUCACCGACGUCUGCCAGUAACAUCCUUCCUGCAUCAGAAGCUCCGGCUGUGGAACACGCUAGAGUCUCUGAAGCUCCCAGUGACUGCAGCUCAUCCAUGAGCAGAAAUACAAAGCCGCGAAAAUGCACGUGUGGGUUUACAAACCGUAAGGAUGUCGUGUCUCCCCUGGUACGGCGGCGCGGAGGUUGGGAGGACUUGCGGGCUGUGGAAGGGGGAGACUAAAGGCUGGGAAAGACUAAAGAACACUGGGAGAAGGGGGUAGCAGACGCUGAAUGGGGGAGACGGAAGGACGCUGGAAGGAGAUGACGCACGAGGGGAAGCCGAGCACCAGGAGCUAAAUUUGAUUAAUAAAACUGGCGCAGCGAUGACUGGAAGAUGUGACAUGGCAAAUAGCGGAAGAAGAAAAGGAGGUGAUGGUAUUUAUCAUGAUAUAAUAUUGUACAAUUGGCACAUGCCUCUUUAUUAAUUAAAAGAGUAUUAGACUUUUUCAGCAAUUUAGAUACACUUUGGGAAUAUAACGAAAUA